AUGACGAAAAUCGAGGUUCAAAAAGCUAAGGAUGUCCUCAUCCCGAUGGAUAAUACCAAUUUGGCCAAUCCAGGACUUGAGAAACAACUUGCUCCAAAUGCCAAAAAUGAAUGGGAUUCCAAUCCCAAUGCCUCCAAAUGGCUGAUAUUCAAUACGAUCGCAGUUCUGAUGAGUAUCGUCAUCUGGUUCAUCUCCCUGGAGGAAACCAGCAAGUCGCAAAACCAACCAACAUUUCCAAAUAAAAAAAUUUCAGAUGUUCUUCGGACAAUUGUCCUCGGCUGUAUCAUCGGAUCGAUUUCAAUUGAUUACAACCUCUACGCUUGCAAACACCCCAAUCAUCUGCUUUCGUACAUCAUCUUGUUCGGAGCAAUUCUCUUUAUCGAUGGCUACGAACAUUUGCGAGUGGAACUGUUGGAGAUCGGUCACAUUAUGUUUUUUGCUGGCGGAGCAGUCGAAAUUGGGUUGUCAUGGACUGGCGCCUAUGCUGCCAACUUCAAAAAAACCCCAGAAAGUCGAUAUCGUGCAACAAUUGGUGCUGUUAUCGGUUCGAUCAUCGGAAUCGUUGUCUUCGGGUUGGUGUCCCGCGCUGUGCUGAUUCAUCGAAUGGAGAAUCACCCAGCACAUUUGUAUCCAAUUGAAUCAAUUCAUGCGAUCCCAACAAGCAUGCCAUAA
This is a messenger RNA of Caenorhabditis remanei, 672 nucleotides long. RefSeq lists its product as uncharacterized. The record is from RefSeq and is a predicted model, not a curated record. Bases 1 to 672 code for a protein of 223 amino acids. The transcript is spliced from 4 exons. NCBI's taxonomy places the organism in Eukaryota, Metazoa, Nematoda, Chromadorea, Rhabditida, Rhabditidae.